GCAAGAUGGCGGCGCGGGGAGCGCUCGGGGCCGUGUGCCGACGUCUCUGGCAGGGUUCGGGGGAUUUUUUUAUAAACAGUUCUAAGAGCAGUACAUCGAAAAAUUGUGGCUUUCUUCACAGUCCCAGCAUGAAGUGGGUACAGUUUUCAAGUUUGCACGUUGAUGUUCCCAGGGAUUUGACCAAGCCUACAAUAACUGUUUCUGAUGAACCAGACACAUUAUAUAAACGCCUGUCAGUUUUAGUAAAAGGCCAUGAUAAGGCUGUGUUGGACAGUUAUGAAUAUUUUGCCGUGCUUGCUGCUAAAGAACUUGGUAUCUCCAUUGAAGUACAUGAACCUCCAAGGAAAAUAGAGAGAUUUACUCUUCUCAAAUCAGUGCAUAUUUUCAAGAAGCACAGAGUUCAGUAUGAAAUGAGAACACUUUACAGAUGUUUAGAGCUAAAACAUCUAACUGGAAGCACAGCAGAUGUGUACUUGGAAUACAUUCAGCGAAACUUACCUGAAGGAGUUGCCAUGGAAGUUACAAAGACAAAAUUAGAACGGUUACCAGAACACAUCAAGAAGCCAAUCUGGGAAACGAUGCCAGAGGGAAAAGAAGAAAGCAAGUCAUAAAGUCUCAGAGACUGGUGCGGGCUUUUGAAAUGAGGGCGGGCCAGCCUCGUGGGCUGAAGCAGAGCGUGCUUCCAGUUGGGACGGUUUGAGGCCGUGUGACCGCUCUGUGAGUCCACAUGUCCUGAUCAGUGGGCAGCAGGGGCUGGGGCGUGAAGGACACAGUGGACCAGAGUGCAAGAGCCCCGUCAUCAUUUCAGUUCUGAUAUUAACAAA
Messenger RNA from Molossus molossus (Pallas's mastiff bat), 824 nucleotides. RefSeq names its product mitochondrial ribosomal protein S10 (gene MRPS10). The record is from RefSeq and is a predicted model, not a curated record. Gene Ontology annotation, cellular component: mitochondrion; mitochondrial small ribosomal subunit. Bases 6 to 611 code for a protein of 201 amino acids. Lineage: Eukaryota; Metazoa; Chordata; Mammalia; Chiroptera; Molossidae. The transcript is spliced from 7 exons.